CGAGUCCUGUCACUUCAUUAGUUCAUCAGUCCUCUUGCUUUCUCCUCCUCAGACGAAGACUAACCUUUGAAUUCAGCAAUAUUCCGUUCAUACUGCUUUUAGUUUUCUUUGGCAAGAUCAGAUACCCCCAUGGCGCGGCAGUGCAGUUCGUCCAUCCAGAAGCAUCGGGCGAGUCUUCAUGCCGGAUUGCCCGUCCUACCCCAUGGAAUUCUGCAGUUCUUCAGACUUCACAUUACAUAGACACUUAUAAGUGCGUGCCAUCAUGCCACAGCUUUCAUGCAUUGCCAGUUUGCCACCAGCUCGCUCACCACGCACAGACGGCCAGCCAGCUGACUCGUUUCUCCGGUCUCUAUCAUGGCGCUCAGUCUCCUCCACCUCGCCUUGCUAACCAUGGCCUCAUCACUGCUCACGCCCGCACCACCCGCGCUCGUCUCAGCAUCCAACGCCACGGCCACCGCCGACCUCUCGGCGCUCCUCGCCUUCAAGGACAGGCUUUCCGACCCUGGCGGCGUCCUCCGCGGCAACUGGACGCCCGGCACGCCGUACUGCAGCUGGGUCGGCGUCUCCUGCAGCCACCGCCACAGGCUGCGCGUCACGGCGCUGGCGCUCCCCGGCGUGCGGCUGGCCGGCGCGCUGGCUCCCGAGCUCGGCAACCUGACUUUCCUCUCCAUCCUCAACCUCAGCGACGCCGCACUCACGGGGCACGUUCCAACCAGUCUCGGCACCCUGCCACGCCUCCUUUCCCUCGACCUCUCCAGCAAUUAUCUCACGGGCACCGUCCCGGCUUCGUUUGGCAACCUCACCACACUCGAGAUCCUCGAUCUCGACUCCAACAAUCUCACCGGUGAAAUCCCACACGAGCUGGGCAAUCUGCAGAGCGUCGGGUUUCUUAUUCUCAGCGGGAAUGACCUGAGUGGACCAUUGCCCCAGGGCUUGUUCAACGGAACGUCUCAAUCUCAGCUGAGCUUUUUCAACCUCGCAGACAACAGCCUGACAGGGAACAUUCCUAGUGCCAUUGGCUCCUUUCCAAACCUUCAGUUCCUCGAGCUGUCGGGGAACCAGCUUUCAGGGCAGAUCCCGUCCUCACUGUUCAACAUGUCCAACCUGAUAGGGCUGUACCUCUCCCAGAACGAUCUCUCAGGAUCAGUGCCACCAGACAACCAGAGCUUCAACCUCCCCAUGUUGGAGCGCUUGUAUCUCAGCAAAAAUGAGCUCGCCGGCACGGUGCCACCGGGCUUUGGGUCGUGCAAGUACCUGCAGCAGUUCGUUUUGGCAUACAACCGCUUCACCGGCGGAAUACCGCUGUGGUUGUCAGCCUUACCUGAGUUGACGCAGAUCUCCCUAGGUGGCAACGACCUUGCCGGCGAGAUCCCGAGCGUCUUGAGCAACAUCACCGGCCUCACCGUACUAGACUUCACCACGAGUGGGUUGCAUGGGGAGAUCCCGCCGGAGCUGGGCCGGUUGGCGCAGCUGCAGUGGCUCAACCUGGAAAUGAACAGCUUGACAGGUAUCAUUCCGGCCUCCAUCCAGAACAUUUCUAUGCUCUCCAUCCUUGACAUAUCCUACAACUCCCUGACUGGACCUGUGCCACGAAAAUUAUUUGGGGAAUCUCUCACCGAGCUCUACAUCGAUGAGAAUAAGCUCAGUGGAGAUGUCGGUUUCAUGGCCGACUUGUCAGGUUGCAAGAGCCUCAGAUACAUCGUCAUGAACAACAAUUACUUCACUGGUAGCUUCCCCAGCUCUAUGAUGGCCAACCUCUCCUCCCUUGAGAUCUUUCGGGCAUUUGAGAACCAAAUAACAGGACACAUCCCUAACAUGUCGAGCAGCAUCUCGUUUGUUGAUCUUCGUAACAACCAAUUAAGCGGGGAAAUUCCACAAUCAAUCACAAAAAUGAAGAGCCUUAGAGGUCUUGACUUGUCUAGCAAUAAUUUGUCUGGGAUUAUCCCGAUACACAUCGGCAAAUUGACAAAGCUGUUUGGCUUGAGCCUGUCCAACAACAAACUCAAUGGCCUUAUACCAGAUAGCAUUGGAAACCUGAGCCAGCUACAAGAAUUAGGAUUAUCAAAUAACCAAUUCACUUCAUCAAUACCCCUGGGGCUAUGGGGCCUUGAGAAUAUUGUGAAACUUGAUCUCUCUCGCAAUGCCUUGAGUGGCUCUUUCCCGGAAGGUAUUGAGAAUCUGAAAGCAAUAACUUUGUUGGACCUUUCUUCCAACAAACUCCAUGGAAAAAUACCCCCUUCACUGGGAGUGCUCAGUACACUGACCAACCUAAAUUUAUCAAAGAACAUGCUCCAAGAUCAAGUACCAAAUGCAAUUGGCAACAAGCUAAGCAGCAUGAAAACAUUGGAUCUUUCAUACAACUCACUGUCUGGUACAAUUCCAAAGUCCUUCGCCAAUCUCAGCUAUCUCACAAGCCUGAAUCUAUCUUUCAAUAAACUGUAUGGACAAAUCCCAAAUGGCGGUGUGUUCUCAAACAUCACUCUACAGUCGUUGGAAGGGAACACUGCACUAUGUGGCCUGCCACACCUUGGGUUCCCACUCUGCCAAAAUGAUGAGUCCAACCAUCGCCAUCGAUCUGGUGUCAUAAAAUUUAUACUUCCAAGUGUUGUAGCAGCGAUAGUAAUAGGAGCUUGCUUGUUCAUCCUGAUCAGAACUCAUGUGAACAAGAGGUCAAAGAAGAUGCCAGUCGCUAGCGAGGAGGCGAACAACUACAUGACAGUCUCCUACUUUGAGCUUGCACGUGCCACAAAUAAUUUUGACAAUGGUAACCUGCUAGGAACUGGAAGCUUUGGCAAAGUAUUCAGAGGCAUACUAGAUGAUGGGCAGAUCGUCGCGAUAAAAGUCCUAAACAUGGAACUGGAAAGAGCUACUAUGAGCUUUGAUGUUGAGUGUCGUGCACUUCGUAUGGCUCGACAUCGAAACCUGGUUAGGAUACUCACCACCUGCUCCAAUCUUGACUUCAAGGCACUAGUGCUCCCGUACAUGCCAAAUGAGAGCCUAGAAGAAUGGCUGUUUCCUAGUAACCACCGUCGUGGGCUAGGAUUGUCCCAGAGGGUGAGCAUCAUGUUAGAUGUGGCUCAGGCAUUGGCUUACCUUCACCAUGAGCACUUGGAGGCAGUCCUGCAUUGUGACCUCAAGCCAAGCAAUGUGUUGCUUGAUCAAGAUAUGACGGCUUGCGUAGCCGACUUUGGCAUCGCAAGGUUGUUGUUGGGCGAUGAUACUUCCAUAGUUUCGAGGAACAUGCAUGGAACAAUUGGCUAUAUGGCACCAGAGUAUGCUUCCACCGGUAAAGCAUCAAGGAAGAGUGAUGUUUUCAGCUAUGGGAUAAUGCUUCUUGAAGUAGUCACUGGUAAGAAGCCCACUGACGCCAUGUUCAGCGAAGAGCUAAGCCUGAGGGAGUGGGUCAGCCAAGCUAUUCCGACAAGACUUGCUGAUGUCGUGGACCAUAACAUCCUUCUUCUAGAUGAGGAGGCGGCAACAAGCAGUGGAGAUGUCCAACGCGCCGGCUGGUCAUCCAGCGCCUGGAGCUGCCUAGCACAGAUAUUGGACUUGGGUUUACGGUGCUCAUGUGACUUGCCUGAGGAGAGGGUGUCAAUGAAGGAUGUCGCUCCCAAGCUCGCAAGGAUCAAAGAGAGUUUAGUAUCCUCUCGAUGAUUGAAAGCAGCCAUGUAUCUCUCAAACUUCCUGAACAAUUUGUUCAAAAUAAAAAUCCUGAACAGUACUGUAAAGUUAA
This is a messenger RNA of Sorghum bicolor (sorghum), 3733 nucleotides long. RefSeq names its product probable LRR receptor-like serine/threonine-protein kinase At3g47570. Gene Ontology annotation, biological process: protein phosphorylation. Lineage: Eukaryota; Viridiplantae; Streptophyta; Magnoliopsida; Poales; Poaceae. The record is from RefSeq and is a predicted model, not a curated record. Bases 355 to 3654 code for a protein of 1099 amino acids. The transcript has 2 exons. Gene Ontology annotation, molecular function: receptor serine/threonine kinase binding; ATP binding; protein kinase activity.